Messenger RNA from Cladophialophora immunda, 2696 nucleotides. RefSeq lists its product as uncharacterized. Lineage: Eukaryota; Fungi; Ascomycota; Eurotiomycetes; Chaetothyriales; Herpotrichiellaceae. The record is from RefSeq and is a predicted model, not a curated record. The transcript has a single exon. Bases 143 to 2074 code for a protein of 643 amino acids.
AAUCAGUCAACUUUCACUCUACCAAUUCAACCACUAUCUUCUCUAUACCGUUCAGUAAAACUGCUUACGAGUAUCAUCUUUGCAUGGUCUUUGUACCAUUAGCAAUAAUUGUAAUGGCAUAAUCAGUAUUGGACUCACCACCAUGGAUCGUCGAGAGUUCGCCCAUCUCUUAUCCCAGACACAGUCGAUGAUGGCUCCCACCCGAGCCUCGACCUCUGCGCACUUCACGGCUGAAUCAUGCCUCACUCGCCCAGCUUCGGCCUCGUCUCCUCCUCUAUCACCCCGACAGAGGUUCCAAGCGCAUGUACGCACGUUGAAUGAUCAGGACUCAUCACCUUCUCGAAGCGCGUCCACCACCCCCCGGAGAUCACCAGAGUUACAACAUGUUUCCAGUUUACGUGUCUCAUAUCGCGAAAGUCCCUCUCCCAAAAGUCCUUCCCGGUCGGGUCCAACCUUGAAAAGCAGCGAGAUGACACUGGAGACGUUCAACAACACCCAAAAUGAGCCAUACUUCAUCACGGAAGAGCGGGAAGCCUGGAGUAGGCCCUCCCCGUCCAGGACGACUAUGCCCUUCACCGACGAUGUCUUCUUCCUCCAGCCGCCAGACUCCCAUAGCCCGAUUCUGCAGCCGAGCAAGCAACUACGAGAACUGCGUCCUUUUGCUCCUUUGGCCCAUCCAGUGGACGUGAACGAAAGACCAAAGACGAGUCGAGGGCCAACACAUGGCCAGUCGAACUUGACGAUCGAAGACGCCAACUCAACCUCCAGGGAGGAAGAUGAUCUACCUGCGCGAGGAUCGAAGUUUGCAGAGGGAAGUAUGAAUGCUCGGUCUGCUGGAGUAUCUUCUUCAUGGCAGGAGCAUAGUUCAAUCAAUAGCUGCUCCGAAACCGAAUCAGACGAUGAUCCUACCCCACGCGCGUCACCACAACGCUCUUCUAUCGAAUUGAACGAGUUCAAACCGGAAGCUGUAAUUGCUCCCACGCUCAAACAGCGCCUUUUCAAGUUUGGCGUCAAGGCCAAAUCAAAAGAGAAUGCAACAAGGGAGGAAGGAGAACCAGCUGCAAAGAAAAAGAAUGGCCUCAGGAAAAGCAUGUCUCUAUGGAACCUCCAUAGUGACAAGAAAAAGACUGCAGACGGGUUGCAAAGUCCGGAAAAGAAGUCCGCAGUAUCAAGUCACAACAGCGAUCUUGAGCUGCUCAAUGACAGAAAGCGACGCGCAGAGGAAGCUUACGCCCAACAAUUUGGCAUGAAGCGGAGAAAAUCCAACGUGGGCUUAGCUACAGCAACAACAGGCGACCAGGUUUCGGAAGACAUGGUGCCCACGGCUCGCAGCCGAUCCCAGAGCAGGCCACUACCAAACGAUAGUCGACGAUUGGGUCAAUCUCCUUCGAAGGUAGUUGGCGCUGACUCGGAAUGGUCUGACACCCACAAUGACCUCGAUCAUCAGAAGCGACCAAGUCGCCGGGAAUUGGAGAAGGAGAACCAACAGCUGCGAGCUUUAUUGAGACAGAAGCAGCAAGAGAAGACUCCUCAACCAGCAUCUUCUUCCAAGCAGCAAACUCCGACCGUUGGGAUUGUCCACGAAGAUGACCUUUCCACAACCAAGUCCUCCGCUAAGAAGCAGAGCCAGAAACAGUCUGGAGCAGCAGUUCCGUCUAUUCCAUCCUUGCCGGAGCGCGCGGCGUUGAAGACAUUGAGCAAUGCCACUAAUCAACCGCACGUUAAGAACAAGGGAACCGGCAAUCUGGUGGUAAUUUCAACAUCCGACAUUAAUGAUCAGCCGAAGCACCAUCCGAAAAAGCAGCGUAGACGUUCGUCUGUUGUCAGAGGUGAGGGCUUUUCGCAUCCAUUCUCUGCCAUUCUCGAAGAAGACGAAGAAACGGGGACAGUACAAGCCCGGAAGGAAAACCAGUGCCCGACGAACGAUACUCUCAGCCGGAAGCCACUAUCAGAGGUGAAUUCGGCGAAUGAAAUUGUGGACAUUGGGGGAAUGAAGGUCAAGGAUCACGUUGCGAUGACGCAGAUGAAGAGCGUCCAGAGGGAGAACUGGGAAUGGCCUGACGAUAUUUUCUGAAAGACCUGCGAAGAAGCCUCGUGGAGCCAGGGUCCGGUUCUAAAGGCAAGUGGAUGAAAGGGGAACAUGGCAGACAGUUCUGGUUGAUGAGACAUGACCGUUGAUUGUUUGAGGUUGGCGCGUGGUGAAUCGGAAUUGGAGCGUGAAGCAAUACGAGAAUGACAUGAUGAAUCAACGCGGACGAGGCCCAAGGACGACAUGCCGGCGUUGGAAAGCAGCAUGACUUUAGGUGAUGGAUGUCUACGGGGUUUGUGGGUUUGCUUCUAUUCUUUUCUGCAUGGCCGAGCGAGUUGUGUUCUGACGCCACCGCGACGUGUCUGGUUUCGAUUUGAUCGCACGAAGGACAGCAACAACACUGGGGGUUUGGAUUGAUGCACCUUCCACCAUGAAUUCCGCGUGUGAAAGCUCAUUGUCGCUGACGCUGUUUCUCUUUUGUGGCCGCCUCGUCGUUUCUAUUCUUGCUCCACGUUGACGUACAUACAUACAGUAGUGCAUGGCAUGGUAUCGGACAGCAUGGCACAGCAGCAUACAUACCCGGGGUAGUCCCUUAGCUUCGCAUAGCAUCGCAUAGCAUAGCAUAGCAUAGCGCAGGUCCAAUGGCCAGGCUGCAGGAAUUGCACGG